ACUAGUGGAGUGAAGGCGUCUUUGCAAGGGAUAACGACAACACGCUCGACCAAAGGACGCCGCUGCUGCUGCAGAAACACACGGCUCACGCUAACUGACUGACUCACGUGAAGCCGGAGGGGCUGCCUCGCGACUGUGUUGCGUAAAUGGCCACAACAUUUCCUAAAAAGAACACGCUGCCCGUGAGGCGACAACCUGUGCACCAAAUGCGUCCCUGAGAUCAAGACGCGUUUUGAUGUGAAUUAGACCCUUUUUCGUACAACGGAAGUUUCUGCGACCGAAUUUUUUUUUUUUUUUUUGGGGGGGGGGGCUUGAUUUAUAGGCUGCAAACAUGGACGAGGACAACCAAGUCCCCGAGGACUUGUCUUUGGAGGAAAGAGAUGAGCUGUCAAACAUACGGCGCAGGAAAAAAGAGCUUCUGGAUGAUAUUGAACGGCUGAAGUUUGAGAUUGCAGAGGUGAUGACUGAGAUCGAGCAGCUAACCUGUGUAGGGGAGAGCAAAACCACGCAAAGAAACAAACAGAUCGCCAUGGGGAGGAAGAAGUUCAACAUGGACCCGAAAAAGGGGAUCCAGUUUCUUUUGGAGAACGAUCUUCUCCAGAACACCCCAGAGGACAUUGCACAGUUUCUCUACAAAGGCGAGGGGCUCAACAAAACAGUCAUCGGGGACUACUUAGGGGAACGGGAUGAUUUUAAUAUCAAGGUCCUCCAGGCCUUUGUCGAGCUUCAUGAGUUUGCAGACCUCAACCUCGUGCAAGCCUUAAGGCAGUUUCUGUGGAGCUUCAGACUUCCUGGCGAAGCCCAGAAGAUUGAUCGUAUGAUGGAGGCAUUUGCCUCCAGGUACUGCCAAUGCAAUCCUGGCGUCUUCCAGUCCACAGACACCUGCUAUGUCCUAUCGUUUGCCAUCAUUAUGCUGAACACAAGCCUACACAAUCCCAACGUCAGAGACAAGCCCCCCGUGGAGCGCUUCAUUUCCAUGAACAGAGGGAUCAAUGAGGGGGGAGACCUCCCAGAGGAGCUACUCAGGAAUCUAUACGACAGCAUCAAGAGCGAACCCUUUAAGAUCCCAGAGGAUGAUGGGAAUGACUUGACGCACACCUUCUUCAACCCAGACAGGGAGGGCUGGCUGCUUAAAUUAGGGGGCCGAGUGAAAACCUGGAAGAGGAGGUGGUUCAUCCUGACAGACAACUGCCUCUACUACUUCGAAUACACAACAGACAAAGAGCCUCGUGGGAUCAUCCCGCUUGAGAAUCUCAGCAUCAGGGAGGUGGAGGAGCCCAGGAAACCUAACUGUUUUGAGCUCUAUAACCCCAAUCACAAAGGCCAGGUGAUUAAAGCCUGCAAGACGGAGGCAGAUGGGCGUGUGGUUGAGGGCAACCAUGUGGUGUACAGGAUAUCGGCGCCCACACCGGAAGAGAAAGAGGAGUGGAUAAAAUCUAUCAAGGCCAGCAUUAGCAGAGAUCCCUUCUACGACAUGCUGGCCACCAGGAAGAGACGUAUCGCCAACAAGAAGUGAAGAAGGACAAUCUUCUUAACCUCCACCGCAUCCAUCUUUCUCUCCUUCAGUUCAUAAACAAAUCACACACCACAGAAAUGACUGUCAACAACAGAUAAGACUUUGCCCCCGAAGACAACCCUCAGUUAAUCCCCCGGACUAUCUGCAAGUCGUGUGCACUUGCUGGGGAGACAUCACACACUGCUGAGGGGACAGCACAGCUCCAGGAAGCUAUGGACUUGAUUCUUGCAUGGAGCAGUACAUAAACAACCAACCAGCCAGUUAGUUUCUCCUCCAUCUCAUACACACCCCCUACUCCCCCUCUCAUGGUCAUAACAUGUUUCUAGGUCUCCCUAAAGCACAACUGCCAUGUUUCAGGUGCACAUGCAUGCAUGUGGGUUAUUAUAAACCAAUAGGUUUGUGUUUGUUUGUGUGUGUGUGUGUGUAUGCAGCAGUGUGCAUGCUAUCAAUGCACACAGCAUCUACAGUAUGGGUGCAUCAGUCAUACAAGCGUUCCCUCCACUGUGCUUUAAGAAAAAGUUGUAAUUCAAAAUCAGAGUUCAGAUGUUUGGUCAAUUACACAGGGCACGUUUGGAGGAAGGAGUGUGGGAAGAGAAGAAACAUUUGGGAGUUGGUGGGUAGACUAGUGCAGUAUAGCCUCACCUGGACCAUAUCAACAUCUUACUCUGGUGCUGAAUUCUUCUCUACAGGUGCCAUGCUCAGAGUGACCUCAGAAAACAGUGCUGGCUUACAUUUAGGUUCCUAACAAAGCAUUACAGUCUUGAGUCAGCUGGGCUGAUUUCAUUUAUACAUACGGAGCAGAGAAUUUUGAAAUGUGCAUACUUUUUUAUUUUAGUUAAGUAGAAAAGGAGCUUUUGCCGUAGUUUGAGAUAAAGCUUGCUUUUUGUAUUUAAAGUUGUAAUCCUUAAGAUUUCAGUCCUGUUUUGAUUUGGCGACACCCGUGUUUAAUGGUGGUAACAGCAAGUGCAGUUAAAACUACAGCAGACAAUCACUAAGCAGCCACUUUGUCAGAAAUGCAGCAGAAGAGCAACUGGCGUAUCAGUUUACAGUGCAGCCAAACAAAGUCGUAACAAAGAAGCCAGUCAGAAAUGAUUGCAUGAUGUGAUUUCAUGCUGCAUACAGCAAUAGUAGUUCACACAACAUCAGGCCAGAGUAAAGUUAGUUACCUUGCUGAGGAGUUGGAGGUGUGCAGCUUUUAAUGUGGCUGCACCUUCUUGUUCAAUUUCUCUCUUGUAAAAAUUUUAAACCCUUUGUGCGUGUGAAGGCAAUUUUAAAUCAGGGGAAUGGCGGACCAAUGAAAACUAAUGUAAUUGGCUAUUGCAGAUUAAAUGCUGACCAUAAUUAGUAUAAAAAAUGGUGUUUUCAAAAUCUUAAGGAUUUCAACAUUUAAAAAAAGCACUUUGAGAAAGUCUUUUCAUUUUACUGGGUAGGUUUUAUUUAUGGCUGUGCAAUGGCCCAAUAGGGUACCAGUCUGAUUAAGCUUUUUUCCCCCAAUGUCUAUGAAGGUCCAUGUACUGUUGUGAUCCUGUUUGCAUUUGGUUUGUAAUCAUAAAGAUCCUUGCUUGCUUUUUAUGUUCCUCUUUAAAAGUAUAUAUAUAUAUAUAUAUAUAAGUAGUAUAACCCGCUAUCGUUUUGUAUUUAUUUUCAUUUGUGAAAUGCUUUAAUACUACCUGUAAAUUGUUAAACAAUAUAUGCUUAAGUUAUGUAUGUGUGUGUGUGUGUGUGUGUGUAUGUGUGUAUGUAUGUAUGUAUGUAUGUAUAUAUGUAUGUAUAUAUGUAUGUGUAUGUAUGUGUGUAUAUGUAUAUAUAUAUAUAUAUAUAUAUAUAUAUAUAUAUAAUGUUUAGGUUUCUGGUCUCUUUGUUGUAGUAUGCACACUCUGUAACAAGUUUAAGCCUACAAGCAGAAGUUUGGGGUCUUCUUUACAAAAGCCUUAAACAUAAUCAUAAGAAAAACAUAAUGACGAUGAUGAAGAGAAUGUUGGACAAUAACUGUGACGAUGCUGUGAAAAAGCCAUGACUGAUGAGAGAGAAAGAUGGUCGCAUUUAUGAUGAUGAUGAUAAAGAUUAUAGUGAAAAUGAUGUUUGAUGUUAAUGAUGAUGAUUAUAGUAAAGUAAUAUCAGUGAUGAUGAUGAUAAUAUCAUUGAUGAUGAUGUCAAAAACUAUAAACACCAGUAGUUUUCUAUGUGAUUGUAAAAUAUAAUGAAAGCCUUGUGGUCAGGGCAGAAUAUUAUGUUCUACCGCCCUGUGUGGGCUUAUAGUUACAUUAACUUUUAUAUUCUCUGUAAAAGCUAUCGGUCACGUUGUACAUUACGUGUAUCUAUAUAAAGUAUUCAUAAAGCAGA
Molecule: messenger RNA, 3859 nt
Organism: Micropterus salmoides (largemouth bass)
Lineage: Eukaryota; Metazoa; Chordata; Actinopteri; Centrarchiformes; Centrarchidae
Gene: cyth3b
Product: cytohesin 3b
Exons: 13
Coding region: 332-1516 (394 amino acids)
Biological process (GO): regulation of ARF protein signal transduction
Molecular function (GO): guanyl-nucleotide exchange factor activity
Source: RefSeq, a predicted model, not a curated record